AGUGGUAUCAGAGCCAUCUAUCCUAAUUUCUUCUUUUCUUCAUCUUUCAUGGCGACAAACAAAGAGCCAAUUGAAAAUUUGGAAGUUGGCCUUGGCCAGCUCCAGGAAAAUCUAUCUAGAAUGGAACGAGGACUUAGUGAUGAACUGCAACAAAUCAAAGCAGCCAUCACUAAAUUCUCUGAAAUUACACUUCCUAGCAGAGAUACGUCUAGCAGUACAAGUGACCACAUUAGCCAAAAUUGCACCAACCACGAUGAAUCCAGAGAGGGAGGAAAGCCAUUGUAUUCUGCGAAAUUGGCGAAAUUGGAGUUUUUGAAAUAUUCCGGAGACAACCCUACUGAAUGGUUCACAAGAGUGGAUCAAUUUUUCGAAUACCAAGGAACCCCAGAAUUAGAAAAAGUGUCCUUGGCGUCUUAUCACCUUCGUGGAGAAGCAAACGAAUGGUGGCAGUGGCUUUGCAGAACUCACACCGAAGCAGGGAAAGCAGUAACGUGGGGAAUUUUCUCUGAGGAAUUGUGGUCCCGUUUUGGGCCCACUGAUUGUGAGGAUUUUGAAGAAUCAUUAUCGAAAAUCAGACAAACGGGACUCCUACGCGACUAUCAACGAGAAUUUGAGAGACUGGGAAAUAGGGUCAAGGGAUGGACCCAAAAGGCACUAGUGGGAACGUUCAUGGGAGGUCUCAAGCCAGAAAUUACUGAGGGCAUCAGAAUGUUCAAACCGCAGACUCUAAAAGAUGCCAUCAGUCUAGCUCGGAUGAAAGAUGAGCAAUUGCUGCGUCAAAAGAAGGCAAUUCGCCCAUCUUAUCAGAUGAGCUCCUCAUCUGCAACGAAGAUAAAACAGAGUACACCUGUCAAACGACUUUCUUGGGAAGAGAUGCAGAAUCGAUGGGCUAAGGGGUUGUGCUUUAAUUGCGAUGAAAGAUUCGUUCCUGGGCACAGGUGUUCCAAACCGCAACUUCUUCUUCUUGAUGGCGGAAUUGGCAUUGAGGAAGACGAUGAUGAAAUUGAACCAGAGAUUUCGUUACAUGCACUUACUGGAUGGUCCUCGGCAGGUACUAUGCGGGUUGCUAUUCAAAUCAAAUCCCUGGAAUUAAUUUGCCUCAUUGAUAGCGGAUCCACGCACAAUUUCAUCAACGAAAAGAUAGCCGAAUUUUUAAAGCUAUCAGUGGAGCCAACCAUACCAUUCAAUGUGAAAGUAGCGAAUGGGGAUCCUCUACAGUGCAGCGGAAAAUUUAGGAACAUUCCUACUAUUCUACAAGGUAUACCCUUCUCAAUUACUUUCUAUUCCCCGCCAAUUAUGGGUCUGGAUGUGGUAUUAGGGGUUCAGUGGCUGCGCAAAUUGGGAACAGUUCAAUGCAACUGGGACAGAUUGACGAUGGAUUUUAUGUGGAAAGGGGAGCAACAGCAUCUACAGGGAAUUAAAGGGCAACAAAUCAAAGCUUCUUCCUUGAAGGCAAUGGCCAAAGAAUUAAACCACAACACUUCACUCUUUGCCAUUUGCGUAGAGGCUUCUUCAAUAAAUUUCCCUGAAGGACUACAUCCAGAAAUGCGAACUCUGUUAGAUCAAUUUCCAGAUAUCUAUCAACGGCCUAGUCAGCUUCCUCUGGAGCUGAAAAUCAAUCACCGGAUCAACCUCAAAGAAGGUGCCAAUCCUAUUAAUGUCCGGCCUUACAGAUAUGCCCACUUUCAAAAGGCAGAAAUUGAAAAACAGGUUCACGACAUGUUGAAUUCUGGACUAAUUCAGCCAAGUACGAGCCCCUUCUCUUCACCUGUGUUACUAGUUAAAAAAAAAAGAUGGUUCUUGGCGAUUUUGUACAGAUUACAGGGCCCUUAAUACGGUGACAAUACGAGACAAAUUUCCAAUUCCAACGGUAGACGAUAUGUUGGAUGAACUAUAUGCGGCUUCUUACUUUACAAAACUUGAUUUCAUUGCUGGAUUCCAUCAGGUUCGGGUUCACCCUACUGACGUCCAUAAGACCGCCUUCCGCACUCACAAUGGCCAUUAUGAAUAUCUGGCUUGACAGGAUAUUAUAGGAAAUUCGUUCGUGAUUAUGGAGUCAUAGCCUGGCCUUUAACUAAUCUAUUAAAGAAGGGUCAAUUUUCCUGGAAUGCCGAAGCAGACAACUCUUUUACUGCAUUGAAAGAAGCCAUGGCCUCAACACCCAUACUUGCAAUGCCUAAUUUUGAAGAGCCUUUUGUCAUCACCACAGAUGCUUCCAAUAAUGGCAUCGGGGCUGUGUUAUCUCAGCAAGAUCGGCCCAUUGCAUUCAUGAGUCGCGCCUUGGGGGGCUUCCAAACAAUCAUGGACCACAUAUGCUAAAGAGAUGUUAGCAAUUUUGCAAGCUAUUCGAACAUGGCGACCAUAUCUGCUUGGCCGAAAGUUCUACAUUCACACUGACCAGCGUAGCCUCAAGUAUAUGGUGGAACAGAGGAUUGUCACACCUGAACAACAAAAGUGGGUCUCCAAGUUAUUGGGAUUUGACUAUGAGAUAAUUUACAAACCGGGCAAGGAGAACAGAGUUGCAGACGCCUUAUCCAGGGUUAGUGGCAGCCCAAGCCUCAACGCUCUUUUCAUCCCUCACACUUCACUUUGGGAUCAGAUUCGAGCAACAAUCUCCACUCAUCCCUACAUGAUUAAUAUAAGCAGAUUGGCUACGGAGAAUCCAGGAACCCCUUAUUCUUGGCGAAAUGGGUUGAUCCUUUACAAAAAUCGGGUUGUGGUUCCCCCUCAUUCUGACUUAACUUGUAAGAAUUUGCAGGAAUUCCAUGAUUCGCCUUGUGGUGGACAUUCCGAUGUCUUGCGCACCUAUAAAAGGGUUGCUUUGCAGUUUUACUGGCCUUCAAUGCGGAAGCAGAUUCAAGAGUACAUUGCUGCUUGUUCUGUUUGUCAGAAAAAUAAAACUUCCACCUCUUCUCCGGCGGGGAUCCUACAACCGCUGCCCAUUCCACAUCAGGUUUGGGAUGAUAUUGCAAUGGAUUUUAUUGAUGGGCUACCAACUUCUAAUGGGAAAAAUUCAGAGACUGAUGGCCAAUCAGAAGUGACUAAUAGAUGCUUAGAACAGUACCUUCGCUGUUUUGCAUCUCAACAGCCUCGAAGAUGGAGUUUUUUCUUGCUUUGGGCUGAGUACUGGUAUAAUACUUCUUUCCACAGUUCGAUUGGCAUGACUCCAUUCAUGGCUUUGUAUGGCCGAGCUCCUCCGAUGGUACCAAGAUAUGAAACAGGACAAGCCCUUGUUCAUGAAGUUGAUCAGACAUUGGCCACCCGCGAUGAAAUCUUACAAGAACUUAAGUCUCACCUUUCACGUGCUGCUAAUCAGAUGAAACAGGCAGCAGAUUUGAAACGUUGAGACGUUGAGUUUCAGGUUGGUGAUCUUGUUUAUCUCAAACUUCAGUCGUACCGACAACAUUCAGUAUACAGGAGAGCCUCUCAAAAAUUAGCUAGUCGGUAUUUUGGGCCUUUCUUGGUAGAAGAAAGAAUUGGGAAAUUGGCCUACAGAUUGCGGCUGCCUACGGGGUCCAAGAUUCAUCCAGUUUUUCAUGUCUCACUUCUCAAGAAACAUAUUGGAGAUACUGUACCUGUGUCUACUGAUUUACCUCAAUUCUCUAGUGACGACGAGGCUGUUUUGGAACCUGAAAAAGUGCUGGAAACGAGACUAAUUCGAAUUGGUUCCAGGUCUGUACAAGAAAGUCUAGUUCAAUGGAAGCAUUUGCCCCAAGAAGAUGCUACAUGGGAAAAUUCUGCCAACUUACGUUUGCGCUUUCCAACUCUGAACCUUGAGGACAAGGUUCCUUCUCAAGGGGGAAGCAAUGAUAGGCCACGAAGAUCUUCUAGGAUGCCUAUCAAGAAUAAGAAGUAUCUUGACUGAGUCCUCAUUUUACUGAUGCUGCAAUCACUUAGUUGUUAUUCUUUUAUUUUUUUUAAUAUUUUUUUAUGCCUAAUAAGAAGUCAAAUUGCUGUUGAGAUUUUCCAGCAAUUCUUGACUAAAAUAAAGCCCAUAUUGUGCCGUUGUGGCCUUAGAAUAGGUCUGAGUUUGUUUCAUUACUUUCUCUAUUUAUUCCUUUGUAAUAGCAGCAGAAAGCAUCAAGGAAAAAUACACCAAAAAACUUCUCAUUCUGAGAAUUAAUCUCCUUGGCUUUGACCGGGACCUAUCAGAUUGCGUUUGUUUUUCUUUUUUUUUUUUUUUUAAUAUGAUUAUGGGUGUUUUAAUGUUUUGCUUGUAUAAUUGCUCUAAGCAUUUGAAUUUGGUCAAAUGAAGUGAGUUUUCUAUCUUUUCUUUUAA
Messenger RNA from Jatropha curcas, 4279 nucleotides. The record is from RefSeq and is a predicted model, not a curated record. Lineage: Eukaryota; Viridiplantae; Streptophyta; Magnoliopsida; Malpighiales; Euphorbiaceae.